AUGCGGAUUUCUCGUUCACAAAUUACCCUAAUCGCCUUGGGCUUUCUACCCGCGCAUGUUUUCGCAGCAGACACCCUCAGCACAAACGGCAUCUCAACUUGUCUGACGGGCGCAGAAGUACAGGUUCAGAAGUUAGACGUUACUUACACACGUUCUACUAGGGUGGUUGUUUUUGAUGUUUCCGGAACAAAUGAGAAACAGCAGAAUGUCACCGCGACUUUGUCGGUUUAUGCCUAUGGCAAUGAAGUGUAUAGCAAGGCAUUUGACCCCUGUGGUUCUGAGAAUCAUGUUGAGAGGCUCUGCCCUGUCCCCUCCGGCACCUUUCAAGCGACUGGUUCGCAAGAAAUCCCGGAGUCCUUCGCUAGCCAGAUUCCUGCGAUAGCUUUUGCCAUUCCUGACCUGGAUGGGCAAGUGAAACUGGAGCUUAAAUCCAAGGAAGAUACCCAUGACGUUGCUUGUAUUGCAACCCACCUGUCAAACGGAAAGUCAGCACAAAUGCCAAGUGUUACUUAUGCAGCUGCCGGUGUAGCAGGAGCCGCUCUGGCAAUGAGCGGCCUGUCUAUCAUAGGUGCUGCUGGUCAUCCCGGGGCAGCUUCAUCUAGUCCAGGUUUUGGUGAUGUCAUGGGAUGGUUCCAUAGCAUGGCUACAAACGGCAUGCUCAGUGUCAAUUACCCCGCGGUGUAUCGCAGUUUCACAAAGAAUUUCGCCUUUAGCACCGGUUUAAUACCAUGGGGCCAAAUGCAACAAUCUAUCGAUGAUUUCAGAAAGUCCACCGGCGGAAACCUCACGGAGAACAGUUACAACUUCCUUCGCAAUGCUACACUCGAAUUUUCGAACGGGUCGUCCACGGCCACAAGCUCUAAGGCUAAGCGAGGCUUCAAUCUAAUUGUAGGCGUCGCUGACUUGGCCAUACGUGAUGUCUCAACUUCCUAUAGUGCGAAUUCGACGUCUGAUAAUGAGACAAGCGAUACUUCUGUCAAGAAGGUUGUCUCCGGUAUAGAGGCUUGGGCAGAACAACUCACCAUUCCUCAAGCGAACAUAUUCAUGACAUGUUUACUGGUCUUCGCUAUCGUUAUAGCUGCUAUCACGGUGGGAAUAUUGCUUCUCAAAGUUAUCCUCGAACUAUGGGCUCUGUACGGCUCCUUCCCUGCGAAGCUCACGAAUUUUCGCAAGGAUUACUGGGGGCUGCUGGCCAGGACUAUCACUAAUUUGAUUCUCCUUCUCUACGGGAUAUGGGUCUUGUAUUGCGUCUACCAGCUCACUGGCGGAGAUUCAUGGGCCGCAAAAGUAUUGGCGGCUAUCACGCUUGUCAUUUUUACCGGUGUUCUGAUUUUCUUUGGCGUCCGGAUUUGGUAUGUGGCUCGUAAAUACAAGGCAGCUCAGGGUGAUGCCUCUGGAUUGUACGAGGACACAGAGACAUGGCGAAAGUACAGCCUUUUUUACGACAACUACAAAAAGGAUUACUGGUGGCUCUUUGUCCCUGCAAUUCUGUACAUGUUUGCCAAGGGUGUAAUCAUCGCUGCGGGCAAUGGCCAUGGGCUGGUUCAAUCGGCAGGCCAGCUGAUUGUUGAGGCCCUCAUGUUGGCUCUUUUGCUGUGGUACCGGCCGUAUGUUGCCAAAUCGAGUCAGUGGAUCAAUAUAAGCAUACAGGUGGUCCGUGUCUUAUCAGUUGCUUGUGUUUUGAUCUUCGUCGAAGAAUUAGGCCUCUCGCAGACAACUAAGACUGUGACGGGCAUUGUUCUUAUCGUUGUCCAGUCCGCCCUCACUGGAAUAUUAGCCAUCCUCAUUGCUGCUAACGCCAUUAUCCUAUGUGUCCGCGAGAAUCCCCAUGCAAAGCGGAGAAGAGAAGCCAAAAAAAUGAACCGCGAUAUGGACGAUCUGACUCCUUUGGACGCACGGGAGUCGCUCCUCAUGGAGAACCCACCCCGAAAAGAGUACACGGAAAUGAGCAAGUUCAACUUUACCGGUCCUUAUGAGCCCUACCGGGACCAUUACGACCCGAAGGCACGACUGAGCCCUACAGGAAGUACAGAUCGUUUAGUGGAUCCUCCUGGGUACCAUGAAAGUCAACACGGUCGAAGUCCCAGCCCAGAGAGUCGAUAUGCACGUGACAGUCGUGACUCCCCUGAUGGACGUAAACCUACCGCUCCUAGUUAUGGCUUUGCCUAUUGAGCUACCAGAUCAUAGAAGCGAUUUAUGAUACCUUGCUUUCUGCAUACAUCCCCUCCCUUCUUUUUCUUUUUGUUUCUUCACCUUUUCUCUUCCCUUUCAUUCUCAUGUGGGCAUAGACACUCCCUCUUAUUAGGUAUAUCCGAUGAAUUUAGCGCACUUGAUGUUACCCCUUUCCCUUUCGCUGUAUCUUUUUUUCACCUUCCAUUUCGCAUAUAUAUUUAGCUUGAUUUCAGAUCAAUGUCAGCCAUAUACAGAAGUACGUAUUCUUCACAAGAUGCACAAUCAUCCCUUAUGAUAAAUGCAAGGUAUCGUGUUAGAUGGUCUUUAUAGAGGGGCAUGGUUGCGUCCGUGCAGACCCGGACAUUGGACUUGAGGAUUACAUCGCGAAUUCCAAGGGCCAAGAAAAGUGAGAAGGAACCAAAGCAACGUGAUUGACACUAUCCAACUGUAGAAUGAACAUAUCGAGUGUGCAUGUACAGUGAUUUAAACUUCCUAGUAAUAAUGAAACAGGCUGGGUUAUAUCCAGAAUUCCAAUUGAC
Molecule: messenger RNA, 2711 nt
Organism: Aspergillus alliaceus
Lineage: Eukaryota; Fungi; Ascomycota; Eurotiomycetes; Eurotiales; Aspergillaceae
Product: transient receptor potential ion channel family protein
Exons: 3
Coding region: 1-2172 (723 amino acids)
Biological process (GO): transmembrane transport; fungal-type cell wall biogenesis
Source: RefSeq, a predicted model, not a curated record